AUGCAUUACCAACUAUGGUAUAUACGAGAUAUCAGUGUUAAAAAAAAAAGAGGGGACAACUUUGCUGUAGUUCCCAAGUAUAUUCCGGUGGAAGACAUCGUAGCCAACAUUGAAGCCGGUCUCCACAAGCUUCCAAAGGACGUGUCAGAAGACAUCCGCCGAGAGGCAUCGAGGAUUUUACAGGGAGCCAAUACACCAAGGAGCAAUAUCCCAGCACAAGAAAGACGUACCUUGAAACAGCUCAAGUCCAAUCAAGAUAUUGUCAUCUUAGCCGCUGACGAAGGAAAUGUCACCGCCAUCCUUAACACCGAGGACUACCAUGACAAGAUCCAAGAAUUACUCUAUAGACUACCGAAGUUCCACAAGUCUGGAAUUCCCCUUCGACUCAUUGUAAGCGCCAUUGGUUCACCGACAUAUGAAGUCUCCAAGUACAUCGCGGGUCUUCUGAAACCAUUUAUUGGAUUAUCAUCAUCUUUCAUUACAGAUUCCAGUGACUUCGUUCAAAAAAUAAAUUUAAUUUCUCUCCAGCCAUCCGAUUUGCUCCUAAGCUUCGACAUUGUCUCACUCUUCACAAAAGUCCCAGUUGAAGAUGCAUUACAGCUGAUUACUCCACUUUUCCCUCCCGACAUCGCAGCCUUUUUCAAGAACGUCCUGACGACCACUUAUUUCCAGUGGAACACAAAAUUCUACGAACAAAGGGAUGGAGUUGCCAUGGGCAACCCCUUAAGCCCUGUCAUCGCUAAUUUCUACAUGGAGUUCUUCGAACAGAAAGCCCUUGCCUCCACCACAAAGAAGCCCGAGAUUUGGUUCCGAUACGUUGAUGACACUUUUGCGGUGUGGAGCUAUGGAGAAGAAGACCUGCAGUUGUUUCUUCAACAUCUGAAUAACAUUCAUCCCAGAUUUCAGUUUACCAUGGAGAAGGAGAGCAAUAAUCAGCUGCCUUUCCUCGACGUUCUUGUGACGAAAAAGGAAGACGGGACGCUCGGCCACCAAGUGUACCGCAAGCCCACACACACAGACCGUUACCUUCAUAAGAACUGA
Molecule: messenger RNA, 1041 nt
Organism: Uloborus diversus
Lineage: Eukaryota; Metazoa; Arthropoda; Arachnida; Araneae; Uloboridae
Exons: 2
Coding region: 1-1041 (346 amino acids)
Source: RefSeq, a predicted model, not a curated record